UUGUACUAUAUGUUUUUCUUUACCUUCUGAUGCAGGUGAUGAGCCCGGUAGCUACUGCAAUUCUCAGAAAAUGCCACACCGCUUAUUCUCUUCAAUCGAGGUGAAGCUCUCCUUGAUCUUCCACAGAGCUCCAACAUAACCAACUAUCACUACCCAAUAAUUCAGAUCAGUGAGAAACACCCUUCUCACUUCACAACCAUACACUCUCUCUCUCUCUCUUUCUCUCUCUCUCUGCCCAAUGCUUCAUUUUAAAGCUGGAAACUUUUCUGUCACUCAAACGUGAAAUUAUGAAUCACUUUCUCUCUCCCCUUUGCUAAAGAUCCCAUCUUUCUCAGUUCAAAAAACAGGUUGUCUGUCUGUUAGAUAUUGCAUCACUGCCACCAUGAUCAAGCAAUUUCUGAGCAAACUCCCUCGGAAAUUGCCAAAAGCUGACCAAGUAGAUUCUUUAGGGGGUGAUUCUGGCAACAUUAAUGCCAAUUUCAGCAAUGGAUUCCAAUGUACAAAUGUUGGUAGUGCUCUUUCAAGCAAAUUGAAUGUUGUGAAACGGGUGUCUUCAGCAGUUUUCCCCACAAGCAUUGCAGCUGGAGUUGAGCCAGUGGAAGCACAUCUAUCCUUCAAAGAUGUUUCAAAUUCACAGAAGCCGAACCUGUUUGUCAGUAAGUUGAACCUCUGCUGCGAGGUUCAUGAUUAUAGUGAUUCAGAAAAGCAAGAUAUUAAACGUCAAACCUUGAUAGAGCUUGUUGAUUUUGUUUCUUCUGGAUCCGCAAAGUUCACUGAACCUGCAAUUGCUGCAGUGUGUAAAAUGUGUUCAGUUAACCUGUUCAGGGUUUUCCCUCCUAAAUACCGUUCUAAUUGUGGUGGGGGUGAAACAGAAGAUGAAGAGCCAAUAUUUGAUCCCGCUUGGUCAUAUUUGCAAAUUGUGUAUGACCUACUCCUUCGGUUCAUCAGUUACAGCUCUCUUGAUGCAAAGGUGGCAAAAAAGUAUAUAGAUCAUUCUUUUAUUGUGAGAUUACUUGACCUCUUUGAUUCUGAGGACCCAAGGGAAAGAGACUGUUUGAAAACAAUUCUGCAUAGAAUAUAUGGGAAAUUCAUGGUACACAGGCCUUUUAUUCGAAAGGCUGUUAGCAAUAUCAUCUAUCGAUUUGUUUUCGAGACCGAGAGACAUAAUGGAAUAGCUGAGCUGUUGGAGAUUUUUGGGAGUGUAAUUAGUGGGUUUGCAUUGCCUUUGAAGGAGGAACACAAGAUGUUCUUAUGGAGGGCUCUGAUUCCUCUACAUAAACCAAAAUCAGUAGGUAUUUAUCAUCAACAAUUAACCUAUUGUGUUGUACAGUUUAUAGAUAAGGAUCCAAAGUUGGCCGGCACUGUCAUUAAGGGACUGUUAAAGUACUGGCCAAUUACAAAUAGCCAGAAGGAAUUGAUGUUUAUAAGUGAGUUGGAAGAGGUUUUGGAAAUGACUAGUAUGGUUGAGUUCCAAAAGAUCAUGGUGCCACUGUUUCGGCGUAUAGGUUGCUGCCUCAACAGCUCUCAUUACCAGGUGGCUGAACGCGCCCACUUGCUAUGGAACAACGAGCACGUCCUUAAUCUUAUCUCACAUAACAGGCAGGUGAUUCUGCCUCUUGUCUUCUCAGCUCUAGAGCGAAACGCUCAAAAUCACUGGAAUCAAGCUGUGCUCAACCUAACCCUAAACCUGAGGAGGAUGUUCUGUGAGAUGGAUGAAGAGCUGGUAGUUGCGUGCCAACAUAAGUUGGAGGAGGAAGAUUCAAGGUUACGUGUGGCAGCUGAGAAGCGGAGAUUGACAUGGGAACGCCUGGAAACUGCCGCUGGUCUCCAACCUUUAGCUGGUAAUAUUUUAGGUUCAGUAAAACCUGCCACAUGCUCUGUUGCUUGCUAAUGCUUGGAUAACAGUAUUUGGGAAACAUAUCAGAAACAUUAUCGUGGCAGCUUUUACUAUAGUUCUGGAUGUAGGUUCUUGAAUAUCACCUAGUUUGGAAUGUCAAUAGGGUUUCUAUCUGCACUAAGAUGCUUUGUUGAAAUUGUGUGGAGUGGUUAUGCUGCUGCCUUGAAGGUUGUUUCGCGCACAAGAGGUCGGGGUUGGCGGGAUUGCUUGCAAUUGUGUGUAUUGACCUCUCUGGUAUCCUUGCACAUGAGCUGUUUGUUUUUCCCUGUAUUAUUAUAUAUAUUCUAUCAUAUACCCUAAGAAUUUACUAAUCGUGCUUUCUUUCUUUCCAAACUUAUAGCAAGAAUAUUUUCAAGCCA
Quercus robur (English oak) is the source of this 2256-nucleotide messenger RNA. RefSeq names its product serine/threonine protein phosphatase 2A 57 kDa regulatory subunit B' kappa isoform-like. Gene Ontology annotation, molecular function: protein phosphatase regulator activity. The transcript is spliced from 3 exons. Gene Ontology annotation, cellular component: protein phosphatase type 2A complex. The record is from RefSeq and is a predicted model, not a curated record. Gene Ontology annotation, biological process: signal transduction. Bases 383 to 1891 code for a protein of 502 amino acids. NCBI's taxonomy places the organism in Eukaryota, Viridiplantae, Streptophyta, Magnoliopsida, Fagales, Fagaceae.